AACAUCUUCAGCUUUCGUGAGACUACAAAAUUCCAACCUCAAAGUUCGGCCUACGUUCAAAAUUAUAUUUCCAAAAUUAUUAUAAAAGAAAAUUUAAGUUUAAAAACGAAAUUCCGAAAUUAAAAUAUAAAAAAUAUUUAUAAACAAUCCCCUGGAAUGUCAUGCUUCGGAGGACACGAGGAACAGCUAUAUCUUGUCGAACUAACCAUAGAAAAAUUGAAACUUACACAGGAAAAGGUGGAGGACAUUAACGAUUGUCUCUUAGUCGUAAAAGUUAAGCUUAUUGAUUUUCCUAUCUUGGAAAUAUCGAGACAAGACUUUUAUUUCAUAAAACCUGGUCAACGUGAUAGUGAUGGCACACUGGAAUUUGCUGUGGGAAAAUGUUGUCUUUUCACCAAACAACCAAGAGAUCUGAUGAGGAUGAUGCAGUCGACACCUAUGAAGAUUGGAAUCUUUUGUGCUGGUGACCGUUUUCCUAUUGCCCAGACAGAGAUUCCCUUAUCUGGUUGCCUUUGCGAUCAGGUAGCAAUGGCAUCAAACGAUCAAGAUCACCUUCCUAAACCCUACAUUUUAAAGGGAGGUUUCCAUCUCCUGGAUCCAGGCGAAACCCCUUCAGGAAUAAUAACUUUAGAUCUGAGACUUCAUUGCUUAGGAAAAUCCUUCACAACUCGUUAUCAAUUACGUCCGAAAAGUUUCUUAUUCAAAAGUGAUCAUGAUGAACAUGAAUAUUGCGUAAAACGAGUUUUGCCACCUGGGAUAUCUGUAGAUCAAAAAGAAUUUGAUAUCAUGAAAUGUGGUGAUGAUUUAUUAACUAAAAUCGAAGAAGAAUGUUUAGAAACAGAAAAACCGGGAGAGAUAAAAGAAAAGGGGAAAGGGGAUAUAAAAAAAAGGAAAGGAAAAAAAAGGAGAAAUAAGAGAUAAAUUCUAACGGAUUAAAUUUGAUUCAAUUUGAGAUUUUGUUUCAUUCAUCGCAUAAGAUACUAAAUCACUCACUUUUUAUAUGCUUUGCAAUUUAAGGGGAAUGAAGUAAGUAGGAAAAUGUGAACUACAUUUUAAUUUCUCGAAGCAAACUUUGUUUUAAAAAAUUUUUAAACGUGUUUUAAAAAAGACCUAAAUAAACCUGAAAAAAUUUUACAAAAAACCGUAGCUGGAAAUAAUUGUCAAAAGUUCACUUUUUAUACAAAAUAAAUCAAAUUAGGUUAGUUACUUCAAAAAUGUAACCAAUUCGUACUUUUUCCCGCCUGUGAGUAUGGAAUUAAAAUAAUUUUGAAAAGUUACAAAUAGAAUUAAAAUGUUACGAAAACUUCACAUAUUUGCGGAACGAAUUGUAAAAAUGGAAAAAUAUUUCGAACUUCUAAUCCUUGAAAAUACUAUUGAGACAUCGAAAAUUCAAGUUUUGAACCAAGCGACACGAAAUUCAAAAUAAAUUCAAUAAAACGACCUGCUGCUUCUAAAAGGACUUACAAAAGUUCCAUUUACUAUUUUUUUUAUAGGUAGCAUCAAUUAUCUUUUCAUCACAAAUAUUUUAUUAAAGAAUCAGAAAUUAAAAUUUUGACCUACUUAUACUAUACGAAAUAAAUUCUAACAACAAUGUUUGUAAAAAAUAAUAUUUUUAACGAUUAAAAUCAUAAUAAUUAAUUAUGGUUAUUAAUAAUAAAAUAUACAAAAAAAUCGUCCAAAUUGAGAUCUAUGAAUCUAAAAAAUUUGCAUAUUUAAUUACAAAGCAGUAUUAAGGACCAAGGGAUGAAAUCAUAUUUUUAAUCAGUAGCUCAAAAAAUCCCUAGAUUAUGUGUUUUAUACAAAUCAAAUGAUUUUCGCGACUAUUGACCAGUUUUUCGGUAAUUAUUAAUUACCACUUUUAAACCAAUACUUUUUU
Messenger RNA from Belonocnema kinseyi, 1876 nucleotides. RefSeq lists its product as uncharacterized. The record is from RefSeq and is a predicted model, not a curated record. The transcript has 2 exons. The coding region runs from base 157 to 921 and encodes 254 amino acids. Lineage: Eukaryota; Metazoa; Arthropoda; Insecta; Hymenoptera; Cynipidae.